CUGACCUGAUGUGCGCAUGGAUCGAGGAAAUUGAAACUUAGGUGUGUAGCCUACUGUGAAAUAACAUAAGCAGUCUGCAGUAAGAAUGACAAGGGAUCAACAUUGCCAUAUGAACAAAUUGAUGCUAAGCACAUCAAAACCAUACAAAAGAAACCAAUAUUUUACAAACUAAUUUAGUUUUUAUUGUGCGCACCACUACUUUCGUUUACAUUAAGCAGUUUCAGAAUAAACGAAACCAAAAGUGGAGGGUUUAUAAACCGGUCAAGCAUCUCAGCGAGCGCAUCUCACAGCAGUGACGCUGGUGAACUGAAUAUAGUGCAGACAUGUCUCAAUGCGGUUCUUCAAAUGGAAAAAGCAGUGGUCUGAACCAGCACUAUGAAGAGAAGGUGCGUCCAUGCAUUGACCUAGUGGACUCUCUCAGGUCACUGGGUGUUGAAAAGGACUUGAACCUGCCAGCUAUUGCUGUCAUUGGUGACCAGAGCUCAGGAAAGAGUUCUGUGUUGGAAGCCCUUUCUGGCGUGGCCCUGCCUAGAGGAACAGGUAUUGUGACACGAUGUCCUUUGGUUUUGAAACUGAAGAAAGUUACAAAGGCCAAUAAAUGGCAUGGAGUGAUAUCAUAUAAGAAACAAGAAAAGAAACUAAAAGACCCAGCGGAAAUAGAAGAUGCUGUCUUAAAUGCUCAGACAGUAUUGGCUGGAAAGGGUGAAGGGAUCAGUCAUGAUAUGAUCACUCUGGAGAUCCAGUCCAGUGAUGUUCCUGACCUCACUCUCAUCGACCUGCCAGGCAUCGCUAGAGUUGCCACUGGAAACCAGCCAAUAGACAUUGAAGAACAAAUAAAAGGUCUAAUUGAAAAGUUCAUUAAAAGACAAGAGACCAUCAGUUUGGUUGUGGUGCCUGCUAACAUUGACAUUGCCACCACUGAGGCACUGCGGAUGGCAUCCAAAGUCGAUCCAACCGGACAAAGAACUCUGGGUAUUCUGACUAAGCCAGACUUAGUGGACAAAGGGAUGGAGGAGACGGUGGUCAAAACAGUCAAUAAUCAAGUAAUACAACUGAAGAAGGGAUACAUGAUCGUUAGGUGCAGAGGUCAACAAGACAUCAAUGACAAACUUGAUCUGGUCCAAGCCCUGGAAAAAGAAAGAAAGUUUUUUAAUGGAAAUUCUCAUUUCAGGGCUCUUCUUGAAGAUGGAAAAGCUACAAUACCCCGUCUUGCAGAAAGACUCACGAAAGAACUGGUUGAACACAUUGCUAAAACACUGCCACAGCUGCAGAAACAACUUGAGAUGAAAUUACAGAAGACUUCUGAGGAACUUAAAAUGCUAGGAGAUGGAGUUCCUCUUGAUGAAAAUGAGAAGAGCAAUUUUCUGAUUAUGAAAAUUCGCCAUUUCAAUGAUGCCACUGAAGGAGUAAAGAGAGCAGAAGAAGAUCUGAAAAACUCAGACACAAGGGUCUUUUCCAAAAUCAGAUGGGAAUUUGGAAGAUGGAAAAUUGCCCUGGAUUCCAAAGCGAUUAAGACGGAGGAAAUCCUCAGAGAUGAGGUACAGGAGUAUGUUAGGACUCAUAGAGGAAAGGAGCUUCCUGGAUUUGUGAGCUAUAGAACCUUUGAGACCAUUGUCAAGAAACACAUUGAGUUGCUAGAGGAGCCUGCUUUGAAGCUGCUCAGAGAUGUCAAAGAAAUUGUUCACACCUGUGUGAACCGUGUAGUUUACUCUCAUUUUAAUGCCUUUUCUCACCUGCUGAGGGCUGCUAAAGAUCCAAUUGAAGAUUUUCUCGAAGAGCAGUUUCAGAAAGCUGAGGAGAAAAUACAUUCUCAGUUUAAGAUGGAGAAAAUUGUUUACUCCCAAGACAACCUUUACAGUACCCAGCUAGAAACAGUAAAAGGGAAACCUACAAUAGGUUUUGGGAUAAAGACACCAUUAUUUAGUGCAGAUGUUCAAGAGAUGGCAUACCAUCUCACUUCCUAUUUAAAGAUUACCUGUGACCGUCUGGCCAAUCAAAUUCCGCUGAUAGUCCAGUACCACAUGUUGGACCAAUACAUCUCUCAGCUUCAGAAUGCAAUGCUUGCCAUGAUUGGAGGGAACAAUCCAGGAAUGCUGCUCCGAGAGGAUUCUAGUGUUGCGGAUAAAAGGAAGGAACUGAAAGAGAGCCUGGAGCGCCUGAAGAGUGCAGGCAAAAUCCUGUCCAAGUUUGUGCAUUCUGCAUAAUUGUAGGUACUUUAGCACUGUCAACUCACAGCAAAAAGAUCUCUUGGGUUGAGUCAUAUCUGUGCUAUAGGAUUUCUCUGUGAGGCAUGUUUUUCUCAUGUUGCUGGUGGGUUUCCUCCAGGUGCUCUGGUUUACCCCAGAGGUCAAAGCCAUGACUGUUUAUUUAGUUUCAAUUCGACAUUAAAUCUAAAUUGCCUCUAUUAAUUUUCUUAUUUCAUGUUACUGGUUUUAUAAUGACAAGCACUUAUACAUUAUGAUCUUGUGUUAUGGACAGGCCUUGAACAAAUGGCAUUUUUUGUUCUCUUUUCCUGUUUCCUGUGUCCUGUGAUUGGAUGGAUGUUCUCUUUUCUGUCUUAAACCAUUCCAUUAAUAAUAAUAAUAAUAAUAAGAAGAAGAAGAAGAAGAAGAAGGAGAAGAAGAAUAUUGGUUUGUUUUAGUUUUUUUCAGUCAAAGCAUAGCAAAUGAAUAGCAAAGGGAGUCUGGUGAGCUGUUUGACAACACAGCAUCCCAGUUCAUCACUUUUGUUGCUACUUAAUUGCUUCUUUACUCAUGAUGUAGAGACACACCUGAGUAACUGAUUAUUACUCUUUAACAUGUUACAAAUUAAUUUUAAUAUUCAUAUGUUUUGUAGUAACAAAUUGCUUGCUUUCUGUAUAAUUUAUUGGCUGAAUAAAAAGACAAGAAAAUCAUGUAGCUAUAUUAAUAAGCCAGUUGUAGGGCAUAUGGUGAAAAGUGAAAGAUUCAAUUAAUGUUGUUCUCUGCAUUACAGUAUUUACUGCUUGUGCAGUUAAUAAAUAUUUAAACAUACAUUAAUUCUUGAAUUCUUUU
Carassius auratus (goldfish) is the source of this 3032-nucleotide messenger RNA. RefSeq names its product myxovirus (influenza virus) resistance E (gene mxe). NCBI's taxonomy places the organism in Eukaryota, Metazoa, Chordata, Actinopteri, Cypriniformes, Cyprinidae. The transcript is spliced from 12 exons. The coding region runs from base 324 to 2204 and encodes 626 amino acids. Gene Ontology annotation, biological process: defense response to virus; receptor internalization; synaptic vesicle budding from presynaptic endocytic zone membrane. The record is from RefSeq and is a predicted model, not a curated record. Gene Ontology annotation, cellular component: plasma membrane; synapse; nucleus. Gene Ontology annotation, molecular function: GTP binding; microtubule binding; GTPase activity.